GGGAGGGGUUAGAGAGAGAAAGCCCAAAUCCCAAUUCCCCAUCUAGCCUCAGCUUCUCGCGCGGCUAGAGCCUCCAGCAGUAAUAAAUGUACUAGCAGGCAGCUCAUUCUUGCAAGGCUACUCCAUCACCUCGUCGCCUCGCCCCCCCUCAGCUCGCUCUCGCAGGCACCCAUCCCAUCCAGCCUCGUCCGUCGUCGGGUCGAACCCAAAUCCCAUGGAGCCGCAGCAGCAGCCCGACGCAGCGGCCGCGGCGGGGGCGGGGGCAGGGGAGCCGGAGGUCCCGGCGGGUCUGGGCCUGACGGCGGCUGAGUACGCGCAGCUGCGGCCCACGGUGGAGGCCUACCACCUCUACGCCGUGGGUCAAGGUCAAUGCUCCUCCCUCCUUGCCCAGCGGAUCGAGGCGCCGGCGGCCGCGGUGUGGGCCAUCGUCCGCCGCUUCGACUGCCCGCAGGUGUACAAGCACUUCAUCCGCAACUGCGCGCUCCGCCCGGACCCCAACGCCGGCGCCGGGGAAGACGACGGGGAGCUCCGGCCCGGCCGCCUCCGCGAGGUCAGCGUCAUCUCCGGCCUCCCCGCCAGCACCAGCACCGAGCGGCUCGACCUGCUCGACGACGCGCGCAGGGCCUUCGGUUUCACCAUCAUCGGCGGGGAGCACCGCCUCCGCAACUACCGCUCCGUCACCACCGUCUCCGAGAUCCGCGCCGCCGGCGCCGCGGCCGUCGUCCUCGAGUCCUACAUCGUGGACGUCCCCGAGGGCAACAGCGAGGAGGACACCCGCCUCUUCGCGGACACCGUCGUCAGGCUCAACCUCCAGAAGCUCAAGUCCGUCGCCGAGGCCAACGCCGCCUCCAACGCCCCCGCCCCGCCGCCGGCGGAAUAACACCGGCUGGUGAUUCUGCUUCUUUUGGGAGGGGGUUGCUUCGAAUUUGACGCUUUGCAGGGGCUUCGAAUAGGUGUGAUUCCUGAGGUGCUGCCUGUAAUAAAACUCUCUUUUCCAUGGAUUCCUCCCUCCCUGUCUUCCUUUCUUUUCCUUUGGAAUUCUUUUACCUUUGUCGUUGUGAUUGCAAUUGGAAAUUCAACUUUGGAUGCGAUUCAUAGCUCGGUUACCUGCUACUACUAGUAGAUGAUUAAGCCAGUUAAAUUACUAGACUAGUAGUACUCAAAUGUUCAUUAGCUUUGAUUCAAAACUUACUCUAGCACUCAUCGAUCAAGUGAUGAUCGAUCGGUGACGCUGAUAAUGGCAAAUUGUUAGCACCAUUCAUAGGAAGCCAAGAUAUAUCUAUCUAUAAACUCUAUGAUGAUGAUGA
This is a messenger RNA of Brachypodium distachyon (stiff brome), 1307 nucleotides long. RefSeq names its product abscisic acid receptor PYR1. Lineage: Eukaryota; Viridiplantae; Streptophyta; Magnoliopsida; Poales; Poaceae. Bases 215 to 880 code for a protein of 221 amino acids. The transcript has a single exon. The record is from RefSeq and is a predicted model, not a curated record. Gene Ontology annotation, molecular function: protein phosphatase inhibitor activity; abscisic acid binding; signaling receptor activity. Gene Ontology annotation, biological process: abscisic acid-activated signaling pathway. Gene Ontology annotation, cellular component: cytoplasm; nucleus.